Molecule: messenger RNA, 4431 nt
Organism: Ruditapes philippinarum (Manila clam)
Lineage: Eukaryota; Metazoa; Mollusca; Bivalvia; Venerida; Veneridae
Product: TNF receptor-associated factor 3-like
Exons: 12
Coding region: 240-1910 (556 amino acids)
Biological process (GO): regulation of apoptotic process; positive regulation of JNK cascade; regulation of canonical NF-kappaB signal transduction
Cellular component (GO): plasma membrane signaling receptor complex
Molecular function (GO): protein binding; zinc ion binding
Source: RefSeq, a predicted model, not a curated record
CAUGACUUUUACCGGAAGGCGCAUGUCUAAGAGAAGAACGGACCAUAACCAUAAAAAACUUGUGAACAUAAAGCAUCUUAAAAGAUAUAAAACAUUGUUAUUGGAAGAUAAAAGACUAUUACAUUGGCAGGAUCAGGAUCACAGAUGAAAUAGUUGUGGUUGUUUGUACGAAUAAAUCGUAUUUGGGACAAAUAUAUGGGACAGAAAAGUGUGUGAUUUUUGUUUUUCAAGACUUUAGUAUGUCUAGUGAUUACUCAUCUAUUCAGUCAACUCCUUCGGGAACUCCACAUUUUAUUAGACUAGAACCCAAGCACUGUUGCAACUUUUGUAAAAAUGUUCUCCGAGACUCAAUGCAGACAGUAUGUGGUCACAGAAUAUGUAAAACUUGUGUUGAACCAUUGUUUGAUGAUAAAACAGAACCAAUAACGUGUCCAGCUGGUGAAGAAGAUUGUUCAGUUUUAUUCAAAAGUGAUAUAACUCAAGAUCCAAGUAGUCGCCGAGAAAUUAGAGACCUCCUCGUGUCAUGUGAAUUUGUGAGCUUUGGAUGCAUAGAUGAAAUAAAAUGGAAGGCGUUAUCUAAUCAUGUUCAGACUUGCAAGUAUCAACCAGUUACAUGUCCAAAUAGUGGCUGCAAUAAAAGAAUACCCCCGAAAGAAAAGAAAAUUCAUUUAAAGAAGUAUUGCGAGUACAAGCCCGAACAAUGCACGUUUUGUAAAAAGUUUGUUCCUUCAAAGCUCAUGCAGAGCCACAUAGAAGAUGAAUGCACAUCUGUUGUCAUGCUGUGUCCCUAUCAAUGCGGUAGCCUAAAAAUGACGAGAGUUGAGCUGAAUAAUCACAAGGAAAUAUGCCACAUGAAGCCUAGAGAAUGUCAGUAUAAAUGUGUUGGCUGCACGUUCAUGGGUACAGAUGAAGAGGUAAAAAAUCACUUAAUCAAUGACUUGAACGGACAUAUACAAUUAACAACUGAUUAUGCUAAAAAAUUGGGGGAUCAAACCUUGCAAUGUUCACGGGAACUCCAGGUAGUACAAUCAGAAAGAGAUCAGCUUCGUGCACAGGUUGAUAAUAUGAAAAAAGAAAUGACGCUGAUGAAAAACAAUUUUGAGAAGGCUAUGAAUUUAUGUAAGGAAUUAAAGUUAAAAAUGGUAUCAGUAACAGAGCGUGUAAUUCAUCUAGAGAAGCAACUAGAAAAUACUGCUAAGAAAGACAUUGUUGAACGUCAUGAUACAGAUGUUCGAACCAUGCAGGUAUCUCUGACACAGGUUAGGGCACAAGUUGUUCAACUUGAAAGAUUAUAUUUAAAUGAAGGAAGAUCAGGUCCGGGUGAAAUCUCAUCAGCUCCAGAGUUAAAGCGUAUAAUAGACAAGCAUGACAGCCAAUUUGCACAGUUGGAUGUUCAGAUGGCAGAGCUUGACCUGAGAUUUCAGAUCCUGGAGACAGCAAGCUACGAUGGUACACUAAUGUGGAAGUUGAGGGAUUAUGCUCGGAGAAAACAAGACGCAGUUCAAGGGAGAACACUCUCGUUGUACAGUCAGCCAUUUUACACCCACAGAUAUGGCUAUAAGAUGUGUGCUCGGGUAUAUCUUAACGGAGAUGGCAUGGGAAAAGGAAGUCACAUGAGUCUGUUCUUUGUUGUUAUGAGAGGUGAGUAUGAUAACCUGUUGCCAUGGCCGUUCCAGCAGAAGGUAACGAUGACACUUCUUGACCAGGAGACAGGACAGUGCAACCUUUCUGACUCGUUUAGACCAGAUCCAACCAGUAGCAGUUUUAGAAAACCAACAACAGACAUGAAUAUAGCUUCUGGAUGUCCACUAUUUGUAUCUCAUGCAAUUCUUGAAACACCUAAGUAUGUUAGAGAUGACACAAUAAUGAUCAAGUUUCAUGUUGAUCUGUUAAAUCUGAACCAUCCAUAAACACUUAAUGGUAAAUAACAUUACACAUUUUAAUAAAUAUUUGUUAAAACUAGGCGCUUUAAAAUUCAAUAUGACGGCCAUAUAAACAUAUCGAAUAUGGCUGUAUUGCUUAAGACAGUGUACACCGCACUUUGGAGUCAAACGCACUUUGUGGUCCGACCCCAAAGUGCGUUACGUACUUUAGGGUUCGACCCCAGAGUGCGUUAAGCACUUUUGGGUCCAAUUUUGACCCCAAAGUGCGUUUAACAGGUACAUAUGCAAUUUUUAACAUCAGACAAACGACCGCACUUUGGGGUGAAUAAAAAUUAAUUUUCAUUAUGUUUUAAAUGAUAUAUUGUAGUCAAAGCCAAUGGUAAACAAAAGUCAAUGUGUUAAAAUAGAGAAAAUAAGAAUUCCCAAAGAAAGUCCAACAUUGCACAAUUGCAAAUGUUGCAGGCUGGAUUUGAUUGAGCCUGUUCAUGGAUGGUACUGGAAAAUGCAAGUUACCGUCCACGCCCUAGCACCGGUUUAAGCAGAAUUUAACUUUUAACAUGAACUGGAACAAUUUUGAAUUUAGAAACAUCUGCGGAUGUGUUCAUGUGGCGGUUAUCAUGGAACCUUCAAUGUGACACGUAAGUGCCAUUCCAUCAAAAGCUGCAUAUGGUCCCCAAGUAAAAACAUACGUGUGCCCUUAACAAGAAAACAAUGGGCGGUACUAAAUAAAAUGGAAUUUUGAAAGGAAAUCAGAGGUUAUCAAGCCUGCAUAUCACCGAUAAGACGUCAAAAGACAAAUUUUAAAAGCAGGCCACAUGUCCUAGAAUUCAAGUGAGGAAUACUGGAACCACCCAGCAAGAAAAUAGCCGAAUAGAAAGAAUAAAGUUACCACAAGCACAGCACUAAUGUCGUGCUGAACGAUCUUUAAGGAUCGGAAGCAUAACAAUAAAGCAUAAUAUUGAAUAGACGCAAAACAUGUGCCCUGAAUUAUAAUAAAAUCAAUAUGGAAUUUGAACUAUCUAGAUCAGUUAGUGAAGAGCUUUCAUCAAGUAAAGAAUUUGUAUAAAUUAAUAAGCUCAAAAUAUAUUUUCUCACAUAUUCCAUUUAUUUUAAAUGAAUGUACACAUUUCAUUAACCUCAUUGUUUUUAGCCAAUUGCAUCAUUUCCCCGUGUUUUUUUAUUUAUACAUUUACAGAAAUAUGAUAUUCUUAGAAAAGGCAAAUAUAUAAAUCUUGGGAAAUCUAAAUAACACAUUUCAGUAAAAAAAUGUGCCUGAUAAAAUGUUGAAAGGGUCAUUUAUUUAGCUUAUCUAAAUUUGACAUUUAAGAAACUUGACUAGGUGUAGAUGCGGCCUUAAGUAGUAGUAGUCCGUACAGGCAGUAAAACUCUUUUAGUAGUCACACAUUUAGAGUGGAACUUCAUAAAAAUGUAAAAUUCUUAUUGAGGGGUCUAGAGGUGAUGGUUGGGUGCUUUUUAAUUUUGGUGUACUUCUAUAGAUUCCAAAAGUUACUCAUUGGCCAAUUACCUGAACCACCUUUUAAAUAUGUUGCUUUUUGGCAAUAAGAACAGUCAUACUAGUGAAUUAGUAUUUGAUAUGGAAGUACAAUACUACAUUGUUUACAUUUUGCUACUUCUAUAACAAAUUAUUUCACAUUAAUCACUAGUUUAUUCAGGUAACAAACAUCUUACAUUUCUCUGAUACCAUUAUUUAAACAUUAUAAAAUUCAUGUUUGCCUACUCUAAAGAAGUAUGAAAGAUUUCCCAUUAAAAAAGCCUCUGGCGAACGGUUGUAAGGCGGAGCUUACAAAAAAACUUAAGUUUGUUGAUAAGCUUAAUAGUAUUUGUAAAAAUCACUAUCUAUAAUCCGAUCGAGAAACUUGAUAUUUCACCAGAACAUUGCAACAGAGUAUAUUUAUAGUUCUUUGGAAAAAUAUUAACUGCAUUUUAUUUGAAUGUAUCAUAUUUGAAUAAUAUCAAGGUAUUAAGUAGACGCAAAAAAUGUGCCCUGAAUUAUAGUAGAAACAGUGAAGACUUUAAAUGAUCUUGAUCAGUUAGUGAAGAACUUUCAUAUUUAAAAUGGGGCUCAAUAUGGCACCCAUAUCAAGUAAAUGACUGACAGAACAUCAUAUUUUUUCGCAGCAUCUAUUAAUUUUAGAAAUACAAUUCAAAGUCAAUUUCUCGAUUUUGACCCCAAAGUGCGUGGGACCCCAAAGUAAGAUGCGAAGUGUGACGCACUUUGGGGUCGGACCUUAAAGUGCGUUUGACCCCAAAGUGCAGUAUUACAAGGCAGAUUUCUGUUUAUAAAAAUACAAAAAAAGUAUUAUGUUUGUUUAAUGAAAGUAAAUGAUAAAAUGGAUUGUAUGAAUGUUCAGUAUGUGUGUUAAGAUAUAUGUUAAAACUUUGAUUACCAUUUAAUCAUAUUUUAAAUGAUACAUGUUAUUCGAUUGAUAUGUGUAUGUAAUAUUUGUACAUAAUAUUAUAGUUUAUGAGAUCAUUAUUCAUGUACUGAGAAAUGGAAAAAAUAACUUUGAUUCUGAUUCUAAUAAAA